GGAGCCAAGCUUCCAGCCUCCCCCCCCUCGCCCUCCCCAUCCUUUGCAUGCCAGCCAGGGGGAGGGGGGCUUCGCAAGCCGGCCGCUGGGGGAGCACCAGAGACAGCAGCAGCAGCCGCCGCCAGCAAGCCGGCGCGUAAAAACGCAGCAAGGAGGGCCGGGUGCGAUUAAGGCACCCGGCCAGAGACGGUGGCAAGCUCGGGCAGGCAAAGCAAGCGGAGAUCCCGUCUGGCUCAGCUGUGGGCUGCCCUUCCUGGCUGCCUCCUCCACCGGUUGCCGGCGCUGAGUCAAGCCCCGGGCAGCCCCGAGGGUUGCAGCCGCCCCAGCCGGAGCGCUGCGCCCGCGCGCGCCCCUUGCCAAGCUCCGCCGCUUCUUUGCCGGGCCAGACCAGUGGCGGUUCAGACCGGUUCGCUUGAACCGGUAGUGGCGAACUGCGGGUGCAAUCCCGUCCUCUAUCACUGUAAUUUUGACGCUGCACAGAUGUGCGGAUGGCACGUGUGAACGAAUUGCCGUGUUUUGUGACGCCGUACCCAUCCGUGGAUGACCGGUUGCUACAGUGUGUCACCACGCCAGAUGUGAGCAGCUCAGCCACCACAGCCCCCUGCACUUGUGCGAGGAGUGCGACGGGCAGAUCCACGGGGCGAUGCACUUUGACCGACAUAUCCGCUUCGACCUUCCGCCUCCAGGGUCUAUCCUGGCGCGUAACGUCUCCACCCGGUCCUGCCCUCCACGCACUAGCCCGGCCUAUGAUGUGGAAGAGGAUGACGAACCGCUGAUUGACGGGAGAGGAGAAAAACGAAAUUUAGCUCGGAAGGCCAAGAAAGGAACCAGGAGACAUACGGACGAUCCCAGCAGGGAAUAUUUCACUCUGAAAUUUGAUUUGAACGUGGACGUCGAAACCGAGAUCGCCCCAGCCAUGAAGAAGAAGUCUUUAGGGGAGGUGUUGCUCCCGGUCUUCGAAAGGAAAGGCAUCGAUCUGUCAAAAGUAAACAUUUAUUUGGACCAGUCCAAUACCCCACUGUCGCUCAACUUUGAAGCCUAUCGCUUUGGAGGACAUUACCUGCGGGUGAAAGCCAAACCAGGAAACGACCUCAAGGUGGAAGAUGGGGGGAAAGACAGCAAAUCCCUGAGUUUGCCCAUCCUGCGCCCAGCGGGCAUCAGCCCCUCCUUCCUCGCCACCCCAUCUUUGGAUCGACUGGAGCAAAUAUCGCUUCGCCGGGAGAGUACGGACGCCGGGGGCCCUGGGCGUCAGAGGAAGAACAUGAAUGAAUUUCUUGGUGAUGCCAGGAUCCAAAAUCCGGACCUUUUGCCUCCCGCAGCCCCCUCGCCGGUCCCCAACGGGCCGGACACGCGGAAGAACCGAGGGCCCAGCCGCUUCAGCGGUUUCUUCGGGUCGGGAAACAGUUCCAGCUCGUUCGCCAGGGAGCUGGACAAGAUGGAGCAGCUGGAGAGCAAGCUGCAGUCCUACAGCCUCUUCGGCCUCCCCCGGCUGCCCGACCAGCUGCGCUUCGACCAGGACUCCUGGGAGGACGGAGAGGAGGAGGACGAGGCCGGCCUGCGGAUGGAGGAGAGCUGGCAGCAGAUUAUCCAGGACACCGAGGCCUUGACGCGACGUCAGUGUCACCAGCAGGAAGCGAUCUGGGAGUUGCUGCACACCGAAGCGUCUUACAUCAAGAAACUGAAAGUCAUCACGGAUCUCUUCUUGUGCUGUCUUUUAAAUUUGCAGGAUUCGGGUCUCUUGUGCGAGGUGGAAGCCGAGCGUCUUUUCAGCAACAUUCAAGAAAUUAUCCGGGUUCAUCGCACCCUCUGGAGGACUGUCAUGGCCCCCAUUUUGGAGAAGGCCCGGAGGAGCCAAAACUUGCUGGACCCCACCGAUUUAUCCGAGGGCUUUAAGACGUUCGGCUCCCAUUUCCAGCCUUACAUCCGCUACUGUAUGGAAGAGGAAGCUUGCAUGGAAUACAUGAGGAAUUUGCUGCGACAAAACGAACUUUUCCGCCUCUAUGUGACGUGGGCCGAGAAACACAAACAAUGCAACCGUCUGAAGCUGAGCGACAUGUUGGUGAAGCCACACCAGCGCCUGACCAAGUACCCUCUGCUCCUGAAGUCUGUGUUGAAGAAGACCGAGGACCCCGAGGCGCGAGAAGCCAUCAUCGGCAUGAUCAACGCGGUGGAGCAGUUCAUCAACCACGUCAACUCCCGGAUGCGUCACCACCAGGAGCAGCAGCGCCUGGCCACCACCGUCAACCGCAUCGACGCCUACGAGGUGGUGGAGGGCAGCACCGACGAAGUGGACAAGAUCUUGAAGGAGUUUCAGCGCCUGGAUCUGACGGGCCCGAUCCCUGGGACGUCCCGAGAGGAGACGCGACAGCUGCUGCUGGAGGGACCCCUCAAGAUGAGGGAAGGCCGAGACAGCAAGAUGGACGUCUACUGCUUCCUCUUCACCGACCUCUUCCUCAUCACCAAGCCGGCCAAGAAGGCCGAACGCACCCGAGUCGUCCGUCAGCCCCUCCUCAUCGACAAGCUGGUGUGUCGGGCGCUCAGGGAUCCAGGAUCCUUCCUGUUGAUCUACCUGAAUGAGUUUGGCAGCGCCGUGUGUGCCUAUACUUUCCAGACCAGCGGGCAGUCGCUGUGCCGGAGCUGGGUGGAGGCUGUCUGUAACGCCCAGAAUAAGCUGCAGCAGCUGCGUCUGCAGGAGCUCCAACGCAACCAGCGGCUUCCUCAGGUCGCGGAGGAAGCCAAGGUGGAAGAGGAAGAGGAGGAGGAAGUAGAAGGGGAGCAGGAAGGCACCAGGGACUCCUCGGAAGCCAGUUCUCCUCCCACCCUCCGGAAAAGCACCAGCAGCUUGGACUCCCAGCAGUGCCUCUCCGACGGCUCCACCGACACCAUCUCGGUGAUCGCGGCUGAGACCGGCGAGGAAUUCCUUCCGCCUUCCUUCGACGGGAGCCAGUUCCUCCCCACAGCGGAGGAAUUGAGCAUCGGCCCCCUCCCCAAUUCCGCCACGCCCUCCUUGGAGGUGGGAGACCCGCUCCCCGACACCCCCGGACCCUUGUCGAAACCGGAACCCAGCCCCUGCAGCUGCUCGUCUUUCGACAGCGCCUACGGGACCCUCUCGCUCGGCUCGCUACACGAACUGGUGGAGCCCCCGCUGCCGCAGGGGGGUACGGUGGCUUCCGAGGAGGAGGAGGAGGAGGAAGAAGAGGAGGAGGAUGUCGCCAAGACUGGGUCCCCAAAACUGCGUCGGCAGACCCCCGUCCAGCUCCUCCCCGCCAAGACUAAGGUGCUGAAGUCCAAAUCGGAAGCCAACCUCGCGCAGGUGCUAUCGCCCUCGCUGUUCCUCAUCCAGAGUCAAAGUUUGUCCGAACUUUCUCCUCCCGUCACGCUGUCCGGGUGUCCCUCCAUGCAGGAGCCCCAAGUCCAGCCCCUCUGCAGGGUCUUUAGCAGCAGCAGCAAUAACAGCAGCGUUUCCGAACUCUCUGAAGCGGAGGAGAUGUCCUCGCCGGGGAUCUGCGUCUCUCCAGGGUUGGUGGUCGCCGUCACGAGCGGACCGCCGUCGCCAUGCUGGCCGGAUGAGGAGCCUGCGAGCGAGGAGCUGUCGGAGGCGCAGCAGGCGUUUUCCGACCCGCCGGCGAUUCAGCACCGGAAGUUGACUCUGGGCCAGCUGUACCGGCUCCACACCACAUUGCUGCUCAACUCCACGCUUACGGCCUCGGAGGUAUGAGAAGCGUCGGGAGAAGAGAACCGAGUGCAAAGACAGAGGUCCGGUUCUGCGGUCCCACCCAUCCUCCGUGGGCAUCAAGACCACCCAGCCACCCCAAAGGGGUGGGCACAAGGACAGAGCACAGCAUCCCAAACGGGUACCAUUUCUCUGUUCGUGCGUGCUCGCUUCCAAUCGAUGUGUUUGCGGCCACUGUGCGGCCUUGGCCCGAGGACAUGACACACAAAGGAAAAGUGGGGGGCCCGGAGGGUGGGCCCCCCCCCCUGCCCCAGCAACAGCUUCCCAGAAAUUUCAAAUUUGAAGCCCAAGUUUUACCUUUUGCACUGUUCAUUCCUCCUCGUUCAAUUUUCCUCUCUGGACACAAAGGAUGAAGAUGGAUCAUUCCAGUGGCUCCCCGUGCGAUGUUUUCUCCGUUGUUUUUUUCGCUCGGCUUUUCCUCCCUCUAACUAAGGCUCCCUCGUUACCCCAAAUCUCCCCAUAUCAGGAAUUGAGCCUUGUUACUCCCUCUUGGACGUAGGCCCCAUCAGCCGUUGUCCCCCCCCCCUCCCCAAAUCGACCACUUUCCAGUUGACCUAAAUUUUGCUCAUCCGAGCUCGGUCCGUGCCAUGCACAGUGGAGCACCAAGAAGGAUCGGAGGGUGGGUGGGGACUUUCCAGCCUUGAUUAUUCUGCCUGGGCAGUGGGUAUGACACACCCCCCACCCUUGCUCCCGUUGCGGUAUGGGGUCUUCCCAUCCAGCAGGAGAAAAAAUAAAGACUCCUCCUUCCCCCCCACCCCGCCCCGCCUUGGGAGUGUUUUUUUCCCUGCCAAGGAGGUGCACACAACAGCAAGAAAAGCGUUGUACAGAACAAACGUAGAGAUCAUCUAGUCCAACCCCAGCAUCCUGAGACCGGGAAGGAACCGGGGUCAAGCCGAGGUUGGGCUGUUUUUCGGAAAUCAAGCAAGGAAGAAAGAAAGGAGAAAGAACCGGAAGGUCGGAGAAGGGAAACGAGCGAAGAAGGAUAACGAAAGGGAUCCGAGGAUCGGGAAAGUGGACGGUAACGGAAAGGGUGAAGUUUCUGCCAGGUUUUUGCGGAAGAAGGAAAAAUGGAAGAGCAGCCUGUUGAGUCGAAUUGCGAGAUCGAGGUCAUCUUUCGGGACGUCGGCGCCCCUCUGCCUCCCCCCCCCUUCUGUCGGGGACGCUGGUGGCCCUUCCAAUGACAAUUGUCCUUGUUUGAUUCCAAGGCCGACUUCUUCCAUGGACGAAAAACUAAAUUGGGGCCCCGCUCGGACGGUGGAAGCAAAACCCACCCCCCAAAUAUAUCAGCCACUGGACGUAACUCCGAAACGAUGCAUUUUUUUCCCUUGCAACCUCCCCCCUCCCUUUUAAAACCGGGGUGUGUUGCGUUUUGCGUUGGCUUAUAACCUUGCUUAUUUAUUACGCUUGUAUUCUCGCGGGCCCCGUCCCCUAUCGGCCCCCGUUUUUCAAUGGGGCAGGAGAAGGGAUGGUGGUGUAACUAGUUCAGUUUCUUUCCUACCGUGGCUUUUGUGGCUGCCCUCCCCAGAGACGCUGUGGGGAGGGGGUGGUCUUGAUUUUGGCACCCCCCUCUUUUUCUUUUUGCAAAUGUGGUUGCUUGGCGUAAUUGG
Ahaetulla prasina is the source of this 5340-nucleotide messenger RNA. It is a transcript of the gene PLEKHG5, whose product is annotated as pleckstrin homology and RhoGEF domain containing G5. Gene Ontology annotation, cellular component: endocytic vesicle; axon; plasma membrane. Gene Ontology annotation, molecular function: guanyl-nucleotide exchange factor activity. The transcript has 22 exons. Gene Ontology annotation, biological process: endothelial cell migration; Rho protein signal transduction. The coding region runs from base 644 to 3718 and encodes 1024 amino acids. The record is from RefSeq and is a predicted model, not a curated record. Lineage: Eukaryota; Metazoa; Chordata; Lepidosauria; Squamata; Colubridae.